AUGGUUGAACCGGAUAAUUUCCGCGAGAUCGUCGAUCAGAUCGAUCGUUAUCCGAUCAUGGGGAAACUAGUACGGAGACGAGGGAGCCAUGACGCCGCUCAGUUACAACACCAUGCCAAAGUCUUACUGGCAGAGUCACCGCUUAUUAUGCUCGAAGAGUUCCUCGCAGUAGAAGAGGCGACUAUCACCGUCAUGCCGCUGACGCCUUCUCGGCCAGACUACUGGAGGGUGGCCAGGCUAAUUGGCGCCACUGCGCCAAUUCGGGUAGAUGUGCGACGGUUCCGGUUGGGAUCCGACUUCGCUCUGUUCGAUAUCACUAUGCAGCCAAAUAUGACCGGUCCAGGACUGCCAGGACGGGAGGAUCAGGCCAGCUUGACUGCCUUGGCAGCAGCAGCUAUGGGCUGGGACUACGACACGUUGUUGCAACAUAUCCUAGAGGGUGCUCAACCCCUGAGUCGGUUCCAUAACUACCGUAGUCCAUUCUAG
Molecule: messenger RNA, 486 nt
Organism: Aspergillus fischeri NRRL 181
Lineage: Eukaryota; Fungi; Ascomycota; Eurotiomycetes; Eurotiales; Aspergillaceae
Exons: 3
Coding region: 1-486 (161 amino acids)
Source: RefSeq, a predicted model, not a curated record